ACUUGUCUCACUCGCUCACUUUCACUUCCCCUGUUUCAGACCUCAGUCUCUACCUCCAAUCAAUCCCCAACAAAAACCCAGUUCAACAAACAUGUCAAUCAUCCCAAUCAACGACCAACGAAGCAGCAGAGACUUCGAUCCCUCGGCCCUCGACCUCUGGGACCCAUUCCUCGACUUCCCGCUCUUCCCUUCUUCACUCUCCAACGUUUUCCACCAACUCAACCCCAGUUCUUCCUCACUGAACUCCCGCUUCGAUUGGAGCGAGACCCGAAACGCUCAUGUUCUCAAGGCAGCUCUUCCUGCUUUUGCAGACGAGGACGUUCUUGUUGAGCUUCAAGAAGAGCGAGUGCUUCAGAUCAGCACUGACAGCGGUAGCUUCAUGACCAAGGUUAAGCUCCCCGAGAGCGCCAAGAUUGAAGAGCUCAAGGCCUUUAUGAGUAAUGGGGUUGUUACUGUUACGGUUCCUAAGGUGGAGGCUAGGAGACCCAAUGUCAGAGUCAUUGAAAUUUCUGGUGAAGAUUGAGGUGAUCAUCUGGGUAAAGUAAGGUGUUGGUAAUCGAGUUUAAUGCACAGUGUCAAUAAAGUCUGUGGCUUUGUGUGUUUAUAUUGUGCUAUGUCCCAGGUAGUCUGAAAUUGUAUUAAUAUGGGAAGAUUAAGUCCACUUCUGGCUAAAUAAGAUUAGUCUUGAUGUCGAAAUGUGAGUAACUGAGUGACGUUUUUGUCGUUGUA
This is a messenger RNA of Argentina anserina (silverweed cinquefoil), 729 nucleotides long. Its product is annotated as 17.8 kDa class I heat shock protein-like. Gene Ontology annotation, biological process: response to salt stress; protein folding; protein complex oligomerization. The coding region runs from base 92 to 523 and encodes 143 amino acids. Lineage: Eukaryota; Viridiplantae; Streptophyta; Magnoliopsida; Rosales; Rosaceae. The transcript has a single exon. The record is from RefSeq and is a predicted model, not a curated record.